This is a messenger RNA of Ostrea edulis (European flat oyster), 5668 nucleotides long. RefSeq lists its product as uncharacterized. The record is from RefSeq and is a predicted model, not a curated record. The coding region runs from base 951 to 1964 and encodes 337 amino acids. Lineage: Eukaryota; Metazoa; Mollusca; Bivalvia; Ostreida; Ostreidae. The transcript is spliced from 2 exons.
AACGAUCUAGUUUACCAAUGAAACCUGUCAUUGGGUCAAAUGCUGUCUGACUUGUUCCAUACCGAUUGCCAGACAGUUCUUGGCACACUGAUUUUGACUACAGAUUACUCCGAUUACCUGAUCAAGAUAUCAGGCUCAUGACGAAUGUGACCGGUCGACAAGGGAUGCUUACUCCUCUGAGGCACCUGAUCCCACCUCUGGUGUUUGCCCAACCCUAUUUUGUAUUGCUUAUAGGAGUUAUAAGAUUGAUCACUGUUCGUUAUAUUCACCUUAAAAUAUGUAUGACGUAUAUAAUCAUAAUAAACUAUGCUUAACGUCGUUAAUCAUAUUAUAUAAGCACCUUAUCCCACCUCUGGUAUAACCAGGGAUCAGUGUUUGCACUGGUCUUAAUUUGAUAUAGCAGUUUAGAGAUUGAUCACGGUUCGUUGUUUUCACCUUUUCAUUAAACUGUUUUACUUUGAAAUAAAUACACCCUGUUUACUUUGAAUCAUUAGUAACACGAGGAUGGAACCACCUUAAUGUGAUAACUGUAAAAUCAAUGGUUUCAUAAAAUAAUUACUUAUAUUCGCAAACAAUUUCUAGCCUCAUUAACCAUAGUGAAUAUAAAACCCUUGAUUUGAAUAAUUUAAUAAAUGACUGCUAUAUAAUGAUAGAAUUAAGAUUCUUUAUUUAUAUGGCAUCAUAUGCUGUCAAUAAUAGUAUUUCCCUUUUAAUUAUAUGUAGAUAUUGAUGAAGGGGGUGAGGGGUGCUGUUAAAGAUGUCAACAAAUCGAGUUUGUUUUUCGUCAUUGAAUCGGAGGACGACAUUGAAAAGAAGAAAACAUUGGUUAGGAAUCGCUUCUCUUGCCUAGCUGCUAACGUCAUCAGAGCAAAUGGGGACAAAAGCGCCAUCUACGAUGGAUUGUAUACCAUAUUGGAAAAAAAAAGUCGAACUUUUUAUCUGAUAUCGAAAUGAAAGUUAUGACACGACAAGUCGGUUUGUACAAGUCUCAGCUGAAUAUUCUCAUGGAAAAACUUCAUUUCAGAAACCAUAAAACAGCCUCAAAAUUGACACAUGCUUGCAUCAGAAAAAUCAAACGUGGAAAACCAUUUGGAGUCAUUGGAUAUAGGCUUUGUGGUGACACUUUGUGUAUCUUAGAAAUCGAACAAGCUGUAACACAGAACGAAAAGCAAAUGGUACCAAUUAGGAAAUCCAUCAAAGAGAAUUUUGUUGGAAAGGUCAUAUUUCACACAGUAAAAAGUUCGUCUUUUCAUCCACAUUGCAAUGUCAAAUGUGGAGGUUAUCUGUUAAACAGAAAUGAAGAUAACUGUAGGAGCGGCACGAUAGGAAUAUUUGGCGAAAUGCGACGCACUCGUCCCGAAGAUUUGUCAGUUAGUUCAGAGGUGGUUGUUUUGUCUUCAGGACAUAUCAUUUCUGAUGGAGAAAUUGCAAAUAUUUCUGUUAAUGAUGACAUCAAGAGAAUUGGUAUAUGCAUCUGGCCAAUUGUGAAAGAUAAGCAUAGUUCAAAUUUGCAUGACGUAUCGGUUGUCUUGUUAGAUAAUUCUGUAUUAACAAAACUGCAAAGAAGCAUUCUGAAGAAAAAUGUCAUUGUUGAUGAACUCUCGAGGGCAGUUCUGACAUACCGAAAAGUUUUCAAAUACGGAGCAACAACAGGAAAAACAGAGGGAUUUAUCCAAAAGAUCGAUGAUUUUGAGAUUUUUGGUGGUGACGUAAUGAUCAUUGUGCCGAAGGCCACUGAUGAUGAGGACAGGAAAUUCUCAGAUGAAGGAGACAGUGGAGCUAUCGUAUUAACCAAGAUAGGAAAUGAACAUCAUGCUAUCGGAAUGGUUUAUGGAGAUCAGUUGAAUCUUCCGCAAGCAGAGUGCGCAAGCGCAAGCAACGAAUCUAUUGCAAUCGGGUUGAAGAGAGCAGUGGAUCGUUUUAAAAGUCAAACAGGGGCGGUUAUUGAAUUCGAUGAAAUAUGAAAUCAGUUUUAAUGUCCUUCAGUACUGAAAGGUCACAAGAUUUAUAUCUAGUUCAGUCUUCUUUACCCUGCCUAAGGCUUGAUUGAUUUAAUAUUGUUUAAUGUCCUGCUCGAGAAUAUUUCACUCAUAUGGAGACGUCACCACUACCGGUGAAGGGCUGCAUAAUUUAGGCCUAUGCUCAGCGCUUACCGGCUGUUGAGAAGGGAGAGAUCCUUAUCCGAAGGACCCGAAUGGCUAUGUAGGCACUAGAUCAAUGUUCAUUAUAUCUGCGGAAAUAUACGUUAGAUAUUUGUGAAUUGGCCCUGCCCUGUGCAAGUCUCUUACAGAAGUUAGCUCCUUAGCUUUUGAGUACAACGGCACAGGAUGCUACAACUAAGUAUUCAAAGGUUCAAUACUGAUCCCAUUGGUGCAAAUAUAUUACAUAUUUGUUACUAAACCCUUUUCAGUUGAGAAAAAAGAUGUGUGAAUGCAAAUUUGGAACGGGUUUGGCAGUGAGUAUUUUUUGUGGUGAAAGGAUUGAUCAAAAUGUUUUAAAUCUGCAUGAUUUUACAGUUUCUGUUUCAUCCAAUAUAUCUUCUAUUUUAGAACUUAUAUACGUGUAUUUCAGUUUCACAAUUUAUGAUACAAAUAGUUGAGAUUUGGAACUAGUUAAAAUGUUGUAAUUUAUUGAUUUAAUUUGGUCGAUAUAUUUUUUUUUUCAAAUAAAACACCAAUUCGUAUGAAAGUUUGAACAAUUUACUCGACAGUUUGUAUAAAAAACAGUAUUUUUGCGAGUAAUUUAGAAUUGUGAUCUCUAAGCCUCACUUUUUAAAGUUCCAUUCUAGAAUAUAAGACAAGACCUUGAUAAUAAUGUGAAAUUUUAGAAAUUGACAUUACUCCUAAUAUGUCUUUUAAAACGCAAAUUUGAUAACUUGAAAUUCUUCGUACAUGUAUAUUAAGUGCAGAAAGGUCAUUAUUUAUUUCCAUUUCUAGUAUCAAACUUUUUUGAUCUGUCGUAUUAGAAUACACGAUUUUGUAUCUAUUUUAUGUAAUGAUGGGUUUGUGUUGCUUAUGCUGUGUUGACAUCAACAUGCAAAUUGAACAUAUCUCGAGUAUAUUUUAAGUGCAAAAGAUCAUGUUUAGAACACUGUAACUCAAUAACAAAAAUUGCGACCCAAGAUAUUCUUUUUAAUUUCCCUACUCCCCUUCAAUGUAGAAAUAAAAAAUACACCUUCCAAGAUUUGGCAGUGCUCCAAAUUUCACGUGCGAACCUCUUUAAACGAAUUAUAGAAAAAAAUGGAAAUGAUCAUUCUUUGUAGCGGAAGGAAUUCUUAUUGAUAUACAUGAUUCUACGAUUUAUAAUUCAUCAAAUAUGUGUUAUACAUCCAUUUAUGGCGCAUGACAUGUACUAUAGCAAUUCAAGUUUGAAAUGUACGUAACAAAUAAGACUCAGAUGUUGUAAAGAACAAGAGCCACGAAUACCCAAAUAUGGCCCUGUGAUUUUGAGUAAAAUAAAGUAUCUUCAUUCCAAUAUUUCAUCAUGGUAUGAAAUAGCUUAGACCUUCUUCUUUAUAAAUCCAGUUUGUUUUUUCCGCGAAAAUUCACGCAUAUAGAAAUUAUAACAUGCAGAACCCAUAACAGUUGUGUUAUUUUUGUAAAAUCUGAUAAUAUCCAACAAUAUGCACCAAAAAAUUGUAUAACCCCCGGGCAUCGAUCCAAUAAAUAUUAAUGAAUUGUAAAUCAGUAUAUUACAUACUGCAUAGAAGUUCAGAGUGUUUUUGGAUCGAGGACUGGGGGAUAAGUGAAUUUUUACUUUUUAUGUUCUGCAAAUAACCGGAAUUUCACAUUCCAUGCACUUUCCAAACUAUAGGUUUAAUACAAAUCGUAAUAUUUAAAUAUUAUAGUUGGGGAUUGUUCCAUUGUCUUUUUACGAAACCAGUAAUAUUCAAAGUUAAUAAAAUAUGAUUAUUUCAAACAAUAUUGUUGAAAUAAAACCGGAUCCGCGCCAUCGUCGGAAUCGGGCUAUGUACAUCAAUCGAUUUUGCCCCCAAAAUUUCAAAUAGAUUAUAUGCUCAAUUUAUGAACUUGAAUAUAUAUGUAACCAUGUUAGGGAUAGUUACAAAAACCUUGCACUAGUUAACAGUUUUAGUUAUUUGAUCAACCAAUUACGAAGCUAAGUCCUCCAAUCCACUCCAGAUACAAUCGAGAUCCACCCAUCGUCUGCGCCGCGCCUUUACUUCCACUCAUUUUCGUUAUACGUUAUCACACUAUAUAUAUUUUAAUUAUCUGAAGGCCGUUGAAUUUAAUAAAUAUCUGGCUUCACAUGUUUCAUCUCCGUGCAUUCAGUUUUCUUGGCACUGAUCAGCAUGUUGAAAUCGCUGUCGCAGUACAUAAAAAGACUUGGAGGAUCGAGGGGUGCCUAACUCGAUAGGCUACUUAGAUGCGAAGAUAUAUUGGCCUAUCCCGUAUUGUUUAAUGGUUUCUAAAGUUAUAGUACAAUAUAUGGGUACCAGAAAAAAAAAUUAGGCGUCCACAUAACAAUAUAAAGAAUAGACUGUAGGCUACAAGUCUCUGAGCUACAGAUCUACAACAUUCGUUCCAUUGUUUACGUGUUACAACCGAUUUGGACAUACGUUAUCGGGUACCGUUAUAUUUCGACACACAGCUAUUCCGGUCCAUUGCAUAUUUCAUCCGUCAGAAAUCAAUAUAUAGAAAUACAUACAAAUAUGAAUACGAAACAUAUAUCUAGCAAUAUGGAUCUUGUUUUGCUUUUAAAUGAAAUUCAUUGACAACCAGAAUUACAUUUGAUCUAAUUAGCAAAAAUACAAGGCAGUUAAUAAAAAGGGAUAAUAAUAAUGAAUAAUUCGAAAAUGAAAAAAAAAAAUAAUGUAAAAAGAAUGUUAACGAAAAUAGUGUAUAUUUCAUUGUUUCAAUUAUAUUUAUCAUGGAAAAUUCAGUCUUAACAGCAAAUAUUCAAAACCACAAAUCUUUUAACAAAAUAAAAAAGACAAAUGGAAAAAAGAAGACGAUAUCAUUAAUACUGAUUAAAAUAGAGGUGAACAUAUGAAUCACACUCGUUCCUGAAGUAAAAGUUGAUGUAUUUAUUUUUUAGAUAUAUUAUCCUACAUAAUUAAGUAAAAUAUUACUAAUCAUUAUAGAAGGAAGAACUGAACACAUUAUUAAACCACUGUCCUGCUUAGGAAGUGUCUGAUAACGGAAAAAGGUUUCCCUCAUGCAUUUUAUGUAAGAUAAGAACUAAACCUAAUGACAGGAAGAAAUGUGAAAGUGUUAAGAUAAGCAAAUUUUAUGGAGUUAACCCCUUGAUUGAUAAAAUUCUUGUUUCUAUUUAUGUGAAAAUAACAUCCGCUUAAUUUUGUUUGCACACUAACCAAAUAUAUGCGAGGAGGGAGUUUGGUUCUACUAUAUGUAGCAGUAUCAGAAUAAGACUUUUUAAUUAAUGAAUUCGUUUCAUAGAUGUUAUGGAGUUAAUGAUAAUAAUUAAGGCAUUUUGAAAUACACACAGGUCUAGAUAUUAUUGUAAUAAAUCAUCCGGAUAGGAAACUAAUGAAAUUAGAUAAAUGGAACAUAUUUUACGUGAACAUUUUCUUAGCCUAUUGUAAAAUAAUUAGUAAUCCAUAUGGCUAAACUAAAUGUUCAUGUGUUGUUCUGUACAUGUACGGCUACUUUUAUAACAGUUUCCCUACCCCCCCCCCACCCACCCCCCC